This is a messenger RNA of Lactuca virosa, 1059 nucleotides long. NCBI's taxonomy places the organism in Eukaryota, Viridiplantae, Streptophyta, Magnoliopsida, Asterales, Asteraceae. The record is from the annotation of a GenBank genome assembly.
CGCCAACCCUAACUUUAUACAUACAAAUCUUUCCCCCCAUUUCAAACCUCUCUCUCUCUCUCAAACACCAUCUUUUUCUUCACCUCUCUCCAUAUUCAACGCCUUGAAGAAUUUACGAGGUUGUGUUUUAUGGUAAUAAAAAUAGAGCAUCAGUGAAGUGAGAAUUAAGUGAUGGGAAGGUACAUGAGGAAAGCUAAUUUGACCGGAGACGUGGUGGCUGUAAUGGAUGUUUCGCAGUCGUCUCUUGGCGUCCGAACGCGAGCCAAAACCCUAGCGUUGCAGAAACUUCGAGCUACGAAAUCAACUGCAACACCGCCAGAGUCGCCAGCGGCGGAACAAGACAGUGAAUUGUCUUAUCUCCAGCUACGCAGCCGGCGGCUAGAGAAACCACCGUUUCAACAACUAACAUGCUGCAGGCAACAAAACCCUAACCCUAAUCUUCUCACGAUUUCUUCAGGUGUUUCUGGUUCUGUCGGGUCGGGUUCAUUAGACACUCAAAUUAAAGCAGGUGAAGAAACAGAGGAGUCUUGUCAUUUUGGAGAAAAUAAUAUUGAUUUUGAUGGCAGAGAAAGGAGCACCCGAGAAAGCACUCCUUGUAGCUUGAUAAAAGACAUAUAUGACAUUUAUACCCCUGGUUCUAGCACACGAUCCAUGAAUCUAGAAGCUUCUAGAAUAUCCCAGAAUUCAAUGCCUUUGGCACAGGAGAUUGAGGAGUUCUUUACCCGUCAUGACCAGGAACAACAAAGACGGUUUGCUGACAAGUACAACUUUGACAUAGUGAAUGAAAAGCCGAUUGGAGGACGAUAUGAGUGGGUACAAGUACAAUCCCAAUAAGGAAGGAGGAUGGAUAUAUAUUAGAGGGGCAUUGGUGUAAUUCCGCUUAUACCCUUUGGUUUGCUAGUGAAAUGUAAAGGAAAAAAUUGAAAAGUUGUGUAGUUUAAUGAUUGAAUUACACACUAACCUUUAGGGUAGAAUGGGAAGAAGAAAAUCUGUAACUUUUUAGGCUUAGUUGUUCCAUGUUUGUCUAGAUUUGCAAGUAAUAAUAAAUAAUUGCCAGAG